Amphiprion ocellaris (clown anemonefish) is the source of this 3820-nucleotide messenger RNA. It is a transcript of the gene matn4, whose product is annotated as matrilin 4. Lineage: Eukaryota; Metazoa; Chordata; Actinopteri; Pomacentridae. Gene Ontology annotation, molecular function: calcium ion binding. Bases 269 to 2386 code for a protein of 705 amino acids. The record is from RefSeq and is a predicted model, not a curated record. The transcript is spliced from 18 exons.
UCCUUCUGGCAUUUUAAUACCUCCACACCAUUCCUCCACCGACUCACUCCACCAGUGCGCAAAACCGAGGGAAGGUCACGGAGCCACGGAGAGGCAGAAAGAUCCCACCGCCCCCAACGCAUUUUCACGCCCGAGCGCUCAUUCUCCAGCCCGGUCUAGAACCCAGCCGGUUACCUGUAACAUCCGCCGGUCCUCGGUGCGUCGUGUCCGGGCAGCAGCGUCCCCAGUUUGAUCCAGUUCCAGCUGAACAGUGAUCGGUAUCAUCAGGAUGAAGAUGAGACAGCUCAGAGCUCUGUGUGGCUUCAUUCUGCUCACCCUGGCCGUUCUCACCAACGCCAGGCCAAAAGCAGGUCCUGAACAGAAAUGUAAGUCCGGCCCCGUGGAUCUGGUGUUCCUCAUCGACAGCUCUCGCAGCGUGAGGCCACAUGAGUUUGAGACCAUGAGGAAGUUCAUGAUCGACAUCCUGAACACUCUGGACAUCGGACUCAAUGCCACCAGAGUUGGAGUUGUUCAGUACUCCAGCCAGGUUCGCAGUGAGUUCACUCUGAAGGCCCAUGCUAAGCUGGAGAACAUGGUGAAGGGCAUCAACCAGAUCAUCCCCCUCGCUCAGGGCACCAUGACAGGGCUCGCCAUCAAAUAUGUGAUGAACGAAGCUUUUACUGCCGAGGCAGGAGACAGGCCAAAGGUCCCCAACGUGGCUGUGAUUGUGACAGAUGGACGUCCUCAGGACCGUGUGGCGGAGGUGGCAGCUGAGGCCAGAGAGAAAGGCAUUGAGAUCUACGCUGUGGGAGUGGCCAGAGCCGACAUGACAUCACUGAGGGCCAUGGCUUCCCCGCCCUUCGAAGAUCAUGUUUUCCUCGUUGAGUCCUUUGACCUCAUUCACCAGUUUGGACUGCAGUUCCAGGACAAGCUGUGUGGAGUGGAUCUGUGUCUGGAGUCGGACCACAGCUGUGAACACAUCUGUGAGAGCUCCCCCGGCUCCUACCACUGUCUCUGUCUGCCCGGAUACACUCUGAAUGACGACGGGAAAACAUGUGCAGCCAUCGAUCUGUGUGCUGAGGGAAAGCACGACUGUGAACAAAUCUGCAUCAGCUCCCCUGGUUCCUUCACCUGCGACUGCAGCAAAGGAUACAAACUGCACGAUGACAAGAAGACCUGUUCAAUGAUCGACUACUGUUCGUUUGGGAACCACAGUUGUGAUCAUGAGUGUGUGAGUGUGCUCAAUGGCUAUCACUGCCGCUGUAACGAAGGAUACAGGCUGCUGGAUGACGGCAAAACCUGCCAGGCUAUUGACCUGUGUGCUGAGGGGAAACAUGACUGUGAACAAAUCUGUGUCAGCACGCCGGGCGUCUUCACCUGCGACUGCAACGAAGGAUACACACUCAAUGAAGACAAGAAGACCUGCACACCCAUUGACCUGUGUGCUGAGGGAAAGCAUGACUGUGAACAGAUCUGCAUCAGUGCUCCAGGUGUCUUCACUUGUGACUGCAACAAAGGAUUUGAACUCAACAAGGACAAGAAGACCUGCACAAACAUGGACCUGUGCAACACGGUGGAGCACGGCUGUGAGCACCAGUGUGUGAGCACUCCAGGAUCAUACUACUGCAUCUGUCCUGAGGGCCAGCUGCUGCAGGAGGACGGCAAGAGCUGUGGCACCUGCAAGUCUGCCAACAUCGACCUGGUGCUUCUGAUCGACGGCUCCAAGAGCGUCCGGCCCCAGAACUUUGAGCUUGUCAAGAAGUUUGUUAACCAGGUCGUGGACUCUCUGGACGUGUCUGCUCACGGCACCAGAGUUGGUCUGGUCCAGUACUCGAGUCGGGUCCGGACAGAGUUCCCUCUGAACAUGUACCACACUGCAGAUGAGAUCAAAGCUGCUGUCAUGAAGGUUGAAUACAUGGAGAAAGGUACGAUGACAGGUCUGGCCCUAAAGCAUAUGCUGGAGAACAGCUUCUCAGAGGCCGAAGGUGCUCGUCCUUCCGGCCGCAACAUCCCCCGAGUCGGACUGGUUUUCACAGAUGGACGCUCCCAGGACGACAUCACCGAGUACGCCAAGAAGGCUAAAGAAGCCGGCAUCACCAUGUAUGCUGUGGGCGUAGGAAAAGCUGUGGAAGAUGAGCUUCGUGUGAUUGCAUCAGAACCUUUGGAGAAACAUUUCUAUUACACCACUGACUUCACCGCCAUCAGCACCAUCGCUGAGAACCUCAAACUCAACGUCUGCCCAGAGGAGAGUCAGGGGGAGAUCGAGGUGAAGGAUCCUUGUGCCUGUGAGAGUCUGGUGGAGUUCCAGCAGGCCACCAUGAGCAGCCUGGAGCAGAUCACACAGAAACUGGCCGGGAUGACCGCCCGUCUGGAGCAGCUGGAAAACCAGCUUCUUUCCAGGAAGUGAUCUGGUCAUCGUGAUGAGCAAAUGGGACAGCACAGAGGGAAAAACGCAGGAUAAGGAAAAGGAUGGCACAUCCUGACAAAAUCAUUGAAGGGGGAACUGAAAAACCCUUCCCAUCAACACACAAAAUCAAAAAAAAUGUCCUCUCACGAAACCUUUGUAGCCUUCAGUACCUCUGUUGCUCUUCUUGCUCAUAUGAGUGUAAGAAUUAUUGGAAAGUUUGUGAUAUAGAAUCGAAUUUGUGGCACAGUUGUAAAUUACAUAAUUAUGUACACUUUAUUCUGCAAAAAGAAGAAAAAAACAACACCACAUACACUUUCUCAUCAUUUCUAGCAUAUUGAAUGACUCAAUGCAAAAGUACAACACACAUGAUGAAUGCAGUCAAGAUAUUAUUCAACAUUUGUCACUGACCUCAGUGUAACUUAUAUUAAUGCACUUCAUCUGUGCACACAGAGGAUCACAGGCAUGUUGGCUAGAAGCUAGAAGUAAUCAAUGUAGAUAUAAGCACAAAACAUUAUUCAUCUUUCAGUGUUCAUUCAUAGUCACACACCAUCCAUCUGUUUCUUUUAGUGCUCUAUUUAUACUUGAUCUGUUUUGUACGGUUUGUUAAAUAUGAUGUAUUUAUAGCUUAUUGAUCUGUCUUUUUUUUUUUCUUGUUUUUUACCAACUGUAGAAUAGAAGACAAAAAAGUCGAAAGUGGGAGGACAGGAGUUAUAAAAUGAAGUGUUAUUACCACUCCCAGUACUAAAGUGGCUCGGCUCAUUUUGAGAUAACAUCAUCACUCAGUAGCCUGCAGACUCUCGGUUUUAAUCUACUCCAGUCCGGCUUUGAAAUAGGUUAGAAUUUGUAAUUUUUUUUAAAAAGGGAAUUUAAAGUUUCAAGCAUCACUCUUUACUAAAGCUGUGGUCUGUUGUGGAUAGAGGAAGAUAAGGAGGUAUUAUAGGAAGUAGAACACGGUAUAUUACCAUGAAUAAAUAUGGCUUUUUGUUCAGCAGCUUUGCUCUGCACUGUCUAGAUUAGACCACAGGGUGCACUUCACCUGUUCAUGUUAGUUUACAUACAGUACAGAUCAUGUCACCUGCAUUUCUUCAUUCUUGCUGCAGAGUGUGCUGCCCAUCGGUGCAUGUCAACAGGAGCAACACCAAUAUUCAACUCAAACGACUGACUUCUUACAUUUAAUACAGUCCCUCCAUCACUCAGUUGUUAUCAUCAGGCUGUUUGUAAAUUCAUACUACUGCCUCAGCUAUGAUAGUGCAGGAUGUCUUCUCUCUUAUAGUUUUAUAAAAAAAAAUAUUAAAAGACCACCACAAAUUUAUAGCCCUUUAUAUUUGAAUGCCUGUAUGUUUUUGUAUAUUUUCUAAUAGCUUUACAUUUUUUGUAUUUUUUUAAUGAAUCUCUGUAUUAGAGCACAGAAGCAAUAAAGGAGUGAACUUUUCA